GGUCCUGGGCAGGGGGAGGGGCCCGGGGCGGAGCCUCGCAGACCCCGGGCUGAGCGGAGAGGGGCUGCGUCGGCCCCCGGUGAGAAUGGUGGGCGGCAUCCCACCUUGAAGGCCGGGAAGGAGGACUGGAGGGGUUAGGAAGCAAGAAGGGUGGCUUCGGGGAAGCGGUGGUGUCACCCGAGCUGGGACCGCAGGAAGGUCAGACGCGUCCAGAGGCCAUCCCCCCUGGGGUCACCGGGAGCGCGAGUGUGUGUGUAAGGGGGCUGUUCACCUCUCUCUCUCACUGCCCGAUGCUCCCCCUAGGGGGCACUAAGCUUAAGAAUUUUUGAGUCAGUACUAAGCAUGUACCUAGUUAGGGUCCUACUUCAGUCUUUGGGAAACUGGAGACAAAGAACACAAGGGAAGUGCUGUAAGCCCUCCGCCCCAGCCGCACACGCACGCUUGUGCUCACCGUGCGCACGGCACGGGGGCGGGAGGAGAGUGGGCACAGACUUGCGGGCAGCCCCUUUCGGCUGUCCUCACACUGGGACAGGCACAUAACCAGGUGGGCACCGCGCAGGUGCACACAUGCACCCGGCUUCCAAGGACACAGCGCUCCCUCCCUUGCAGGGACAUGCUGGGUGCUGUUUCCUGCUCCCCCUGCCUAGCCACAGAAAUCUGGGGCCUGCUGCUUGUUAACUGUACACUUCGUUUCCACUGGCUUCUCUCUCUCUGGCUGGCCCCCCGGGCCAGGCAUGAGGCAUUAAAGGGGCCAGUCAGCACUGCAGCAGAAGGGUGUGUGUGUGUGUGUGUGUGUGUGUGUGUGUGUGUGUGUGUGCGCGCACACGCACAUGUGCAUGGGUGUGCAACAAUGUUGGAGGGGUGGGGACAGGCCGUUUGAGCAGUCAGACUCAGCCCUCAUUGAUUAUGGGCUUGUUGGGUGUCACUUAGGAAGCAAGGAGGAUGAGACACGGGCCCUGCCCUCAGGAGCAGUCCAUCUGGUGGAGAACUAGACAUGUAAACAACUCCCAAUGUGCCAAGUGCUUUUAACAGACAGGCCCUAGGAGAGUAUCAGAAAUUAGUGACAAAUGGCUGGGCUUCCAGCGCCUUCCUCACUCCCAUCCCCUCCUCUCCUCAGCCACAGGCCUCUGCCCUUUUGGACUGUCUUGUGUGAAGGGGCCCUAGCCCUUCUUUCCCGUCCCAGGACAGAGGGGAAGAAUGUGCGUUGGUUGGGAGGCGGAUGUGAACAGUGGGGAGACUCACAGAAGAACGCAGGGAGGGUGGGAGGAAUGAGGUUGGCCUGGGUUAAGCCCCUUCUCCACAGGAAGUAUUAGACUGUUCGUGGGGUCUGGGGAGAGGUGGGUGAGCCGAAGGAGAAUGGCUUCUCUAGAACCCAGGGCCGACAGUAUGCGCAAGAAGCCAGGGCCCCACCUGUUAGGAGAGGAGAUGAUGUCAGAGGGCCCUUCUUCCCUACUUUCCUGGGUCACCUGGAAGCGGGCUGGGUUGGGGACCUACCUUCGCUAAUGCCCGUUUGUCUGUUCCUUCUCCCCAUCCACACCUUCUCUGUCUCACUGCUGUCUUUGUGUCUGUCUUCGGCCUCCUUCUGGUUUCCAUCCUCUCCCUCUGUCUUUUGUGCCUCCUGGGCCUCCACUUCCGCCUCUUGGGGCGUCUCUCUUUGCACUUUCCUGUACUGGCAUCCUGGCCCCCUUUUCGUCUGUGUUUAUCUGUGGCCACUGGCUCCCAUCUCCUUCUCUCCCUGUUACAUCCCUGUGUCUCUCCAUCUCUGUGUUCAUCAUCUCUGUGCCGGGUCCUGCCACUCUGUCUCACCUCCUCCUCCUCGUCUCGGCACCCCUCCCUGCCCGUCCAAGCAGCAGCGACCCAUCCAGCCCUCCUUCACCAAAUCUCUCUGCCGUGAGUCCCACUGGAAGUGCCUCCUGCUCUCGCUGCUCAUGUACGGCUGCCUGGGGGCGGUGGCCUGGUGCCACGUCACCACGGUGACCCGCCUCACCUUCAGCAGCGCCUACCAGGGCAACAGCCUCAUGUACCACGACAGCCCCUGCUCCAACGGCUACGUCUACAUCCCCCUGGCCUUCCUGCUCAUGCUGUACGCGGUCUACCUGGUGGAGUGCUGGCACUGCCAGGCCCGCCACGAGCUGCAGCACCGCGUGGACGUGAGCAGCGUGCGGGAGCGGGUGGGCCGCAUGCAGCAGGCCACCCCCUGCAUCUGGUGGAAGGCCAUCAGCUACCACUACGUGCGCCGGACCCGUCAGGUCACCCGAUACCGCAACGGAGAUGCUUACACGACCACCCAGGUCUACCACGAGCGUGUCAACACACACGUGGCGGAGGCCGAGUUCGACUACGCACGCUGUGGCGUCCGGGACGUGUCCAAGGCGCUGGUGGGGCUGGAGGGUGCGCCGGCCACGCGGCUGCGCUUCACCAAGUGUUUCAGCUUCGCCAGCGUGGAGGCGGAGAACGCGUACCUGUGCCAGCGCGCACGCUUCUUCGCCGAGAACGAGGGCUUGGAUGACUACAUGGAGGCUCGAGAGGGCAUGCAUCUCAAGAACGUGGACUUCCGCGAGUUCAUGGUGGCCUUCCCUGACCCGGCCCGGCCACCCUGGUACGCCUGCUCGUCGGCCUUCUGGGCCGCGGCGCUGCUCACGCUGUCGUGGCCGCUGCGCGUGCUGGCCGAGUACCGCACGGCGUACGCGCACUACCACGUGGAGAAGCUCUUCGGCCUGGAGGGGCCGGGCUCGGCCAGCAGCGCGGGCGGCGGCCUGAGUCCCAGCGACGAGCUGCUGCCCCCGCUCACUCAUCGCCUGCCGCGGGUCAACACGGUGGACAGCACCGAGCUCGAGUGGCACAUCCGUUCCAACCAGCAGCUGGUACCCAGCUACUCGGAAGCGGUGCUCAUGGACCUGGCUGGGCUGGGCGGGCGCUGCGGCGGGGCAGGGGGCGGUGGCUACGCGCCCACGUGUCGCUACGGCGGGGUGGGUGGCCCGGGCGCGGCGGGCGUGGCCCCGUACCGGCGAAGCUGCGAGCACUGUCAGCGAGCGGUCAGCAGCUCGUCCAUCUUCUCGCGCAGUGCGCUGAGCAUCUGCGCCAGCCCGCGGGCCGGCCAGGGGCCCGGAGCCAGUGCGGGAUGCGGGGGCAGCCGCUUCUCGCUCGGUCGCCUCUACGGCUCCCGGCGCAGCUGCCUGUGGCGCAGCCGGAGCGGGAGUGUCAACGAGGCGAGCUGCCCCACGGAGCAGACGCGUCUGUCGAGCCAGGCCAGCAUGCGGGACGACGAGGACGAGGACGACGAGGAGGAGGCCGGGCCACCGCCGCCCUAUCAUGACGCCCUCUACUUCCCUGUCCUCAUCGUCCAUCGUCAGGAGGGGUGUCUGGGCCACAGUCACCGGCCACUGCACCGCCAUGGCUCCUGCGUGGAGACCUCACUGUGACCUCCUGUCCUUGGAGGGAGCCUGCGCCGUUCUCCCUCCUGCCCCUUGACAUAUUGUGCUCCCUGUGCGUAGCAGGGGAAGGCAGGAUGGUGACUGAGGCCAGGCAGGGUAUGCGUGAAGGCGGGAGGUGAGGGGCACGCCCAGAAGAGACCCCAGUGGGCCUGAGACUGCUCCCUGUACACAGACAGAGGGCGGGGGAGGUUGGCAGCUCUCCGAGAAUCCCACCCACCGGGGCAGAGGUGGCGCUCUGCUAGUCCCCACCGAGUUCCUACGGGGACACUUCCUUUUCCACGCACACUCGAGGUUUCCCGCCCAGGCUUUCGUCAAGUCUUGACUGUUACUAGGCAACUAUGAUGUGGGACCCGUUUUUGGCCUCCCCACCAAGGGAGCCACCAUGGCAAGCCGCAGGAAGGGCAUUUGGGGCUUUUUUUUUUUUUCCCUUUUUUGCCGGGCCCCUGAGGAGGGGGCGGUGGUCUGGUGAAGAGCAGGGCUGGUUUCCAGCCAGCUGAGUUCACCGGGUCUGAGGGUAGGGCCGGCUGGCAGCCCGGUAUUCCUCUCCACACCUGGGAACGGUUCUGGCCUCUUGGCGCUGGCGGGGAAACCUUGGCGGUUCCUGCCUGCCACGCCCACCACGGUUGUUUAUUUCACUGGGCCCCAGAGGUCCGGUCCUGGAGGGACUUUGCAUCACGCCAAUGACGUCACUCACCUCCGGCUUACCGGCUCUGAAGAGCUGUUGUUGUCAGGGUGCAGGGGGCCAGAGGGGGAGCUGGCGAGGGCAUGCCCCGGCCCUCUCUGGAAAAGACCCAGCCUCCCAUCGAUCAGAAGCUUCCUCCCCUGGGUUCUGGGUAGGUACUUCCGUUAGGGAGGCUAAGGUGCCAUCCUGGAGGCCCUCAUUAGAGUUGGGCAGGGUGGGUGACCAAGUGGACCAGAGCUUGAGACACACCUUGGUGUCAAGAGACCUCAGGAGGCAGGUAGGAGAAAGAGCAGAGUUGGUAAUGGUGGGCGGAGUGAAGCCAGCUCUGAAGGGGUGGCUGCGCGGUACAGCUUUUCCUCUCCGAGAGACGCUUAGGGGGUAGUACGCCCCUUACACAAGCCUGGGUGGAGCUGAGUCCAUCACAAGCCCUCCCUGGAGAGGUACUCAAAUCCAGGGGCAGGAGCGCCAUUCUUGCCAGACCCUCCACGUCCUCUUAUCCUGUGAGCUCAAGUUCUGUCUUCAGAGGGGCUUCACGCCACAGCCCCAGGGCACCAGCCCCUGUCCUGUCCCUUCAAAGCUUUGACACCAACUUUGCUCUCCCGCUCCCUGUACCCCCGCCCCCCCUCCCCCCCCCAGGCCCCGUGCGUCAUUGUGCAUGUCUGUGUUUGGCCCCUUGCUCUCCCAGCUGCCCUGGCUGAAGUUUUCCCAGCACACUUAGCACCCAGGGAUCGGGCUCACAUCCAUCCAGUCUUGCUCCCUCGGCUUCUUGCUUUGCCUCCCCCAUCAGAGCUCCAUCUUCUCGGCCUCCCCUCUUCCUCCUGGCUGUGCCAGUCCCACACCAACCAAUGGGAGUGGCCCCAACCUAUGCAACAUCUCUUCUGGCUUCCUGUCCCUUCUUCCCGGGGGGGGGGGGGGAUGUGGGAAGCCCAGAUCGUGGGGAUGCCAGGAUAUGGCUCAGAUGGGGUUGUGCUUUCUAGCCAUACAGAGAUGGCUGGGUGGGGGAGGGGUGUCAGAGGGAGAGGUUUGCGCCCACGGGAUCGGCAUAGCUGCCCACUAGGGUUCCUGAGCAGCAGCGCCCCCUGGCCUGUCAGCACUGAGCCCUCGAGGACCCUGAGUUUGAGUUUGUCCGAGGGGGCGGGUAGUUUGUCGGCGCACCCAGCUUUCCCUGGAGCAGACAUCUGUUGACGCACAGGUGGUGGUGGAGCUGUGGCCUCGGGCCCCAGUCCUUGGCCAGCUGGUACCUGGAUGUCUUGUUCUCAUUAGGGGCAGCCUGGCCACCUCACAGCUCCAAAGAGGGAAGGGCUUGGCUCCUUCUCCAUCAUGCUGGGUCCAGAGACGGAGCUUGGCCUUGGGAGAGGAGGAGGGGAAGCCCUGUUAUUAUUUCUGUCUGACCAUUUCUGCCUAGGUCUUUUCAUACAGACAGCCUCACCUCCCACACACGCACAGACUUAGAGAGAAAGCAAUUCUUUGGUCUCUUUUCUUGGUAGCUUUAUUGAUUGCCAGGGAAAAUGAAAACCAGAAAAUUAAUUAAUCUCUAAAAUUAAACUUUACACUGAAUGUUCUUGUUUCUCUAAUUAGAACUUCUGCUAGCAGCUGUGGCUACACACAGACACACACACACCCUCACACCUACAUGUUUGCACUCUGGAACUGUCAGAGGGUGUCAGGUACAGAUGUCUCUAGGUUGCCCGGACAGGCACACACGUAGUCACUCCCAGGCCCCCUCUGGUGCUCUGCUCAGCGCCUGCGUGUUGCAAAGAGUCCCUGGAGUGCAGGCCCUCCUGGACGGCAGCUGCGGUUCAGUCUCCCAUCUUUUGGAUAGGUGGGCUCUGGGCCACUCAGCUCAAGAAGAGUUGGGAGACAAGGGGCUGGGCCUGAAUUGGUCAGUCGGGUCCUCUCGUGGAUCCGUAGGCUGAUGUGAUUCCUAUGGGUGUAGCCCCAGGGUGGGCAGUCAUAGAGUGACAGGGACUCAUGGAGGGUACCAGGAAGACUGUAUGUCCUAAGGAUAAGGGUUUGUGGGGUGGGCUGGGCCUGGCUCGGGAGAAGACAGAUCUCUGUCAAAUUGGGUGCAUCACACUGUGGCCUUUUUGUCAUGGAAUUCCAAGCGCAAAGAUUGUACAAAUCACACUGGUGGACAAUAAAAGUGUGGACGACUCACCGA
Messenger RNA from Peromyscus leucopus (white-footed mouse), 6277 nucleotides. It is a transcript of the gene Tmem151b, whose product is annotated as transmembrane protein 151B. The transcript has 2 exons. The record is from RefSeq and is a predicted model, not a curated record. The coding region runs from base 1503 to 3422 and encodes 639 amino acids. Lineage: Eukaryota; Metazoa; Chordata; Mammalia; Rodentia; Cricetidae.